Molecule: messenger RNA, 1293 nt
Organism: Pistacia vera
Lineage: Eukaryota; Viridiplantae; Streptophyta; Magnoliopsida; Sapindales; Anacardiaceae
Product: 60S ribosomal protein L5
Exons: 9
Coding region: 126-1019 (297 amino acids)
Biological process (GO): ribosomal large subunit assembly; translation
Cellular component (GO): cytosolic large ribosomal subunit; ribosome
Molecular function (GO): 5S rRNA binding; structural constituent of ribosome
Source: RefSeq, a predicted model, not a curated record
AAAAUGAAUCGUGGCCGUUGGUUUUAUCUUGUAAAAUACAGCUAGGGUUUUAGUAUUUUAGCUCGUGGCUCUUCGUUUCUUUUACGUCUUCAAGUUUUUGCUGCUGCAACACUUGAGCUUCAACAAUGGUUUUUGUCAAAGCACAAAAGUCGAGAGCUUACUUUAAGCGGUUUCAAGUGAAGUACAAGAGGAGACGAGAGGGAAAGACUGACUACCGUGCCAGGAUUCGCCUCAUUAAUCAGGACAAGAACAAGUACAACACUCCGAAAUAUCGUUUUGUUGUGCGAUUCACCAAUAAAGAUAUAACUGCACAAAUCAUAUCUGCUAGCAUUGCUGGUGAUAUGAUCCUUGCAUCUGCUUAUGCUCAUGAGCUUCCUCAUUAUGGGCUUGAGGUGGGCCUUACAAAUUAUGCAGCAGCUUACUGCACUGGACUUCUCUUGGCUCGCCGAGUCCUAAAAAAGCUUGAAAUGGAUGAAGAGUAUGAAGGAAAUGUUGAGGCAACUGGGGAGGAUUACUCUGUCGAGCCAACAGAUACCAGGAGACCUUUCCGUGCUCUCCUUGAUGUUGGUCUUGUGAAGACAACUACCGGAAACUGUGUUUUCGGUGCUCUCAAGGGUGCACUGGAUGGUGGCCUUGAUAUCCCUCACAGUGACAAGAGAUUUGCUGGAUUCAGCAAGGACAGUAAACAACUAGAUGCUGAAGUUCACCGCAAGUAUAUCUACGGUGGACAUGUUGCUGCAUACAUGAGGACUUUGAUGGAAGAUGAGCCAGAAAAGUACCAGUCUCACUUCAGUGAGUACAUCAAGAGAGGUAUUGAGGCCGAUAACCUUGAAGCAUUGUAUAAGAAGGUUCAUGCUGCCAUUCGUGCAGACCCCACACCAAAGAAAUCUGACAAGCAGCCUCCUAAAGAGCACAAGAGGUACAACUUAAAGAAGCUGACUUACGAGGAAAGGAAGGCUAAGUUAAUCGAAAGGUUGAAAGCACUGAAUGCAGCUGAGGCUGAUGAAGAUGAUGAGUGAAUCCAAUACUAGAAAUUUUGAAGCAUAUUUUACUAGAAUCUUUUAUCUUUGCUAUAUCUUGCAGAUUUUACUUAACAAUCCAAAAACAUGGCAUUUUAUUAGGUUGAGAAGUUUUUUUUGGAUGUGCGAUAAGACCAUGGUUUUAUUGAAAAUUCCCAGGAUUUAGCUUCAAAUCAAUCAUUUGAGCAAAAGUUAUUAAGUCAAAGAUUUCCCAGAAAUGUGUAAAAGUUUUGAUUGAUUUAUGGACAAGAAUACCCCUCAGAAUUUAGAUCAA